This is a messenger RNA of Phytomonas sp. EM1, 1662 nucleotides long. The record is from the annotation of a GenBank genome assembly. Lineage: Eukaryota; Euglenozoa; Kinetoplastea; Trypanosomatida; Trypanosomatidae.
AUGCUCCGUCGCGUGCUUUCUCGUGCCCCAUUCCCUAGCACGGUUCCAGUCCUUGCACUCAAUGAACUUCCCGCGGCCAAGGCUAAGACCGUUAAGGCGGACGCCCUCUCACUCCGCUUCAUGACCAAGUCCCAGGUGCAAUCUGGCGAGCUCCCUGCUAAGGCCGCUCCGGGGUUUGAUGGGGCCGCAGGGGCGCUGUAUUUGAUGAGCCGUAGUAGGCCCGUGAAGGACUCCGCCGCGGUGGGGGAUGCCACCCCGCUCGGGCACACCCACGAGCUCCUCGCCGGACGCGGCGCGGGUGGGCAUAUUCGGGAUUAUCGUCUCGCCCUCACGAACGCCGUCCGGCGGGCGCGCCAGUUGGGCGCGCGUUACCUGACGAUCCACCCCCCAAGCACGGACGUGACGACCGUCGUGGAUGUCUUCCACCCCGCACGGCCCUUCACGAAGUCGGAGGUGGCCGAGAAAACGGCCUGCUACGCGGUCACCGCCGCGUACGAGUACCACCGCCUGAGGACCGGCGAGGCCAAGGCCACCGAGAUGGCCCCGGUGGGGCCGGAGACGGCCUCGACGCGCCGGCGGCCACCCGCGCGGCAGAAAGGCCCCGCGGUAAAGGAGCCCCCUCUGGAGGUCGUCAUCGCCUCCGAUGCCACGGGGGCCGUGCAAACGGGCGCCGUCAUCGGGGCCUGCAUCAACGACGCCCGCAACCUCGGGAAUCUUCGCCAGGACGAAGGGGUUCCCGAUUUUUACGUCGAGUGGGCGAGGAAGUUUGUGCUGCCGGAAGGGGUGAAGCUUCGGAAGGUCCUACGCGGUGCGCAGGUGCGGGAGGCCGGGAUGAACCUGCUCUACAGCGUCGGCAAGGGCUCGAUUCACGAGCCCUACGUCAUGGUGCUGGAGUAUGUCGGGAACAAAAGGGUCCCGCACUCCACCGCGUUGGUGGGCAAAGGCGUCACCUUUGACUGCGGGGGGCUGAAUUUGAAACCCUUCGGGUCGAUGGAGGGGAUGCAUGUGGAUAUGAUGGGCGCCGCGGUCGUCCUUGCCACCUUAAAAGCCGCCGCGAAGUUGCAGUUGCCCAUCAACCUCGUCGGGGCGGUGGGGCUGGUGGAGAACGCGAUCGGGCCCAGCAGCUACGCGCCUUCGUCGAUCCUCACGAGCCUCGCGGGGCCGACGGUGGAGGUUUUGAACACCGACGCGGAGGGCCGCCUCGUGCUGGCGGAUAUUCUCACCUUUGUUCAGCGCCACGCGGGGCUUGCGCGGACCCCACAUACCCUCAUCGAUCUCGCCACCCUCACCGGGGCGAUCGUCGUCAGCCUUGGUAAUCGCCGGGCGGGGCUGUUUAGCAACAGCUCGCGGCUGUCGGAGAAGCUGAUGUUGACGGGAGCGACCUGUGGGGAGGAGCUGUGGCCGAUGCCAAUCGGCGACGAGCACGUCGAUCUGAUCAAGGGCGGCAUCGCGGAUCUGGUGAAUGUAUCGCCCAGGAAAUCUGGCGGCGGCGCCUGCACCGCCGCGGCGUUUCUUUCGCACUUUGUGGAGCCCGGGAAGGAGUGGGCGCAUCUCGAUAUCGCCGGCGUGUCGGAUACGGGUGAUAAGCCUAAGGGGUUUGCUCCGGCGGGAGCGACGGGAUAUGGCGUCGAGCUUUUGAUCGACUUCCUCAGACGCAAAUAA